Messenger RNA from Chironomus riparius, 2044 nucleotides. NCBI's taxonomy places the organism in Eukaryota, Metazoa, Arthropoda, Insecta, Diptera, Chironomidae. The record is from the annotation of a GenBank genome assembly.
CGUUAAUUGAAGCAUCGAUUUCAAAAAUAUUUCAAUAACAAGAGAAUAAAUAUUAUGGACCAAAAAACAAAAACUUUUGUAAAACCAGAGGACUUUUUGAAGAUACAAAUUAGAAAACAGCAAUUACAGCAAAGAUUAAAACAAAAAUCCAAAACAACAGCUAGCAACCAUCAAGAAAAUGAUUUGAGCAAUAAUAAUGUAUUUGACAGAAAGAAACGACCCAAUCCGUUUGCAAGAGAUACAGAACAAAAUCAAAAGAAAUCUCGGGAAGAUAGUUUAAUUCAAGUAGAUGACACAAUUUUCGAGCUAAUUCACAACACAACAUCCAAACCAACAGCAAAUCUCGAGGCACCUAUAUUGGAAGUACUGAAUGAAUAUGAAAAGAAUAUAAUUGGAAUUGUACAAGAAAAUACAAAAGAGGAACCGCCACAAAUUGAGAUAUUAAAGUUUCUACCUGUUGAUUGGAGCAUUAAGCGAUGUAUAAGAAUAUUAAGUAAGACAAUAGUUACACCAAGUACAUUAAAAUCAUCUGUUGAAGCUUCUGGAUUGACUGGAUUCGUAAGAUGCUUAGAUAUCAAAAAUACAAGUUCAGGACUUGAUAUAUCAAGCAGUGCUCGAUUCCAUCAGAAUCUUAUGUAUUGGCAAUCACCACAUUUACCGUGGCUUAAUUUAGUUCAAAGAAAUUCCAGCAAUAAUAAUCCAUUCAAAUUGAAUGAAAAUGAAGUUGAUUCACUUUAUAAGGACUGGAUGAACAGCUUUAAGAAUCUUUUUAAUUUAUUAAGAGCACGUCAAUGUCCAUAUUUUUAUGUCUUAGCCAAUAACUAUAAUAUCUUAUUUAGAGCUGCUGGAAUCGGUGGACGUGCUGAAAUGCAUGCUUUAUUAACUCCAACAUCUAAAGGAUUUCGACAGAUGCUUAAUGAUGAAGAAAUUGAGUUUACACAGCCAUUGAAGAAAUCUGGCAAGAAGAGCUUAACACCAAAUAAUAGUAUUGAAGGAACUGACGAGAAUAACGAGGAAGAAGAAGUUGAUGAAAUGGCAUUUUUAGAGGAACUUGGAAUUAAUAAAACAGAUAUAAAGUUUAAGGAAAAUAUCAAAGAAAAGCAACGUGAACUAGAAGAUGAUCAUGGUGAUGUAUCGACAGCAUUAAUUGAAGGUGCUGAUUGCCAGACAUUCUUUAAUUUUCUACUUAAUGCGAAAAGUACGUUACCAAAAGUAGGUAAAUUGGCAGGAAUUCCGCCAACUUUAUUAGCUCCAGUUGCAUUUUUGGGAGGAACUUUAAGGCGUCAAAAUAUGAAAAGUAUCCAUACAUUAACAACAUUACUAUCAGAACUUAAAGAUAAUUAUAAUCUUACUAUGUCCAACUACCUCAAUACAAUCGCAUUCACGAAAGUAUCAAAGGAACUUAUUAAUGAUCUUGAUACGUCGCAAACUUUUGCUGAUAAUGUUUUUGGAGUUGAGAAUCUAUCAGAUUGUGGAAUAGACAUGGAAGUGCUGAAAACAAUGUGUAGUGUCAAGUCUGAAGCUAUUAACAUUACAGAACGACUGCAAUAUUGUCGAAAAUUAGGUGGAUUUACUCAUUUUUAGUGACUUAUAGCUUUAUUAUGUUAAAUCUUAAUAUGUUAAUAAACUUAUCUUUUUUUCUUUUAAAAAAAAUAUUAUGAUGCUGAGAAAUGUUCUUAAUUAAUCUACAAUUAUGAGCUCGUCAAUCGCCCAAUCCUCAUAACUGUUGUCAGGUAAAUAUCGUCGGAUAAUAAUUGGAAUCUUUCGCUGUUUUAAUUCCUUCAUAGCAAUUUGUAAUGGAUCAGUCUCACCUUCUAAUUCAACCAUAAUUGGUGCACACAUAGCUAUUUGUAAAGCUCUAGUUCCUAGAACUCUUGCACGCUCAUAUUUUGUCAUAUAUUUUGUUGUAAUUCUCUUACUUCUUGGAACUGAUCCACCAGCUUGUUGCCCAGCCAUUACAAUCUCAAUAUUAUCUCCUUCUUCUUCCUGGAUAUCUUCCAAUUCGUCAUCAACAUCAUCAUCAACAUAAUCGUCCCCACCGGCG